UAUCCUGCAGCCUGGGCGCGCGGACCCACCCACUGUCAGGACCUGUCAAGUCGGCCGGCGCCUCAAAACCGGCGCAAGUGCAAAGCAGCACCGUCUAGUGUCCGGGCGGCAGCGCAGCCCUCUGCGACAAGGUGACAAGAACACACUCCCAAUACCUCAGCACAGCCACAGUCUAGAGGUGAGUGAGCGAGGCACAUGUCGCUAGGGCUUGAGGUUGUGGCGGCAAGAGGCAGUGGAGGCAGUAGCAACGGCAGCAGCAGUAGCAACGGCAACAACAGUAGCGCCAUGACCAUAGCGCUGCAGCCCUCGCUGCCACCGCCUGCCGCACCCACCACCGACAACAGCACCACCGGCGACAGCGGCAGUGACAGCAUCAGCGACAGCGGCAGUGACAGCAUCAGCGGCAGCGGCAGUGGCGACAGCAGUGGCAGCGGUGACAGCGGCAGUGGCAGUGGCGCCGCCGCCCCCCGCACCGGCGGCACCUCCACAGCCGCCGACGAGGGCCUGCCCUCCAAGUCCGCCCCCACACCCGUGUACGUCACGCCGGUGACAACCAGCCAGCAGCAGCAGCAACAGCCGCCAGACAACUCCACCUCCUCCACCUCCACCUCAUCUGGCUCCUCUUCCUCUGUGGACCCGAACGCCCAGCCAGGCCGGGUGUUCCCGCCCGCCACUGACACAGCAGCACGGCCCACCACUGCUGCUACUGCCGGCGGCGACAGCGGCGGCGGCGGAGACCCCAGCGUCACCGCUGCCUCCGGCCCUGAUGACAACAGCAGCGGCAGUAGCGGCAGCAGCGGAAAUCCCAGCGGCAGUAGCAGCGACGCAGCUGAUGCGGCUGUUCCCGACACCACCACUGACACCACCAACACGAACGCCACCACUUCUGCUGAUGAGCCGCCAGUCACCGCCGCCCAGGGCCCCAGCUUCAUCCGCAGCCCUGACUCCGACGUCGCCUACAGUGACGCCUCCAGUGACGCCUCCAGUACCGGCCCCAGCGGCAGCAGCAGCAGCGAUACCCCCGGCGGCGGCAGCGCUCCGGUGCCACCCCAGGACCAGGACCAGCAGCAGGGGCAGCCGCGGCGCGGCAACGGCACUGACGGCGCCGCGUGUGACUGGCGGCGUGCGCACGCGGACUGCGCCGCCGGCUACAGCUGCAUCCCCUCGCCCCAGUCCGCGUACGCGCCGGGCGCCUGUGUGCCCGACCCGCUGGGCGGCAACCCGCUCCCGCCCGACCUGGCGGCACCGGUGGUGUUCUACCCGCUCACCAACGGCAGCCUGGACCCCUGGCCGCCCUACCCCUGGGGCGGGGCGGCGUACCCGGGCGGCGUGCUGCAGGGCUCGCCCUACUGGACCGACCCCGACACGGAGCCCGACGACGAACUGUUCCCGGGCGCCCUCACCUGCGACAUGGCCAGCAGCAGCCUGGUGUCCUUCCCCGGCCUGCCGUACGGCCGCAGCGGCGCCUUCACGCUCAACCUGUGGAUGCGGAAGAGGCCGCAGGACACACCCCCGCCUUCGCCCCCGACACAACAGCCCAACAGCAGUAGCAGCAGCAGCAGCAACAGCAGCGGCAGUAGCAACAGCAGUGGGCUGGCCGCGCUGGCGGCGGCUGUAGCGGACCUGUUUGGGGGCGGCGGCGGCAGUAGCAGCAGUGCCGCCCUGGGAGGGGGCGGCGGUCACCCGUACGAGUACAUGCUGAGUCACGCCAACGUGCAGCCACUGAGCGACCGCGCCGCGCGCUACUCGGCGUUUGCACGCAACCAGAUCACGCUGUACCUGCCCUCCCGCUCCAGCCGCCUGUACGGCAUCGCGCGCGGCAUCGUCAAGGACGGCAACGACGGCCCGGGGGAGGUGUUCCUGGACAGCGACGGAGCCGUGGCGGACAACGAGCGGCCCCGGCCCGUGUACAGCCCUGUCAACCUGACGGACGGCGAGUGGCACAUGCUCACAGUCAGCAGCCAGCCCACAGGCGCCAGCAGCGGCAGCAGCAGCAGCGGCAGUAGCAGCGGCGGCCGGGGCUGGCGGCUGUAUGUGGACGGCGUGAUGGCGGCACAGCUGCCGGACCCCGCCGCCGACGUGGAGGUGGACGGUGGCGACCCCCUGUCCCUGCGCGGGCCGCUGCUGCUGUGCGGCCGGUACGGCGGCGCCGCCAGCCGGGCGUACGGCGGCCAGCUGGCGCAGCUGUCAGUGUACGACACCGCCCUCAGUGCUGUACAGGUGGAGCAGCUGUACAACAUGGUGGUCAACCCCACCGGUGUGCCUCCCCCCUCCCUGCCGCUGCGCCGCCACCCCUGGUACGGCAGCACGCUCCUCACGCCGCCCGCCUGGCUGGAGGCCGACACCAGCAACAGCCGCUGGGCGGGCGAGGCCGCGAGACUGCUGCCCGCCACCGCCACACCCACACCCACCACCGCCCUGGAGCCCGGCCCCGUCAUUGGCGGCAGCAACGGACCCAUCACCCUCAACGGCAGUAGCAGUAGCAGCGGCAACGGCAGUAGCGGCAGUAGCAGCAAUGCGUCCGGUGCGGCGUUCCUGGAUGAUGUCCGGGGCGCGGCCGAGGCGCUGGCGGACGCCAUGGCGGCGGCUCAGGCGGCGGCGGCGGCGGCUGAGGCCAGCUACAACGCCAGUGUGGGGCGGCCAUGCAGUCUGGACCUGAGGAGGGAGGCGGGGCUGGCGUUCUGCGCGGCGGGGCUGGUGUGCGCCCCCGUCUACACAGCUGACCCCACCACCAACACAUCCUCCUCCCCCCUGGCCGGCGGGCCCCUGGCCGGCUCCCCCCUCGCCUUCUCCUCCCCCGCCGCCGCCGCCGCCAUCACCGACGCCCUGUCCUCCGCCGCCGCCCUGCUCGGCGUGUGUGCGCCGCCGGCCGCCGGCAUACUGCUGCCACCCGCCUGGCCCUCCGACUGGGCCGCGCCCGCAGCCCACUUCCCCCUCACAGGCGGCAGUAGCGGCAGUAGCGGCAGCAGCAGCGGUAGCGGCAGUAGCAACCCCAACAGCAACCUGCGGUCCUGGCCGACGGGGCGGUACGGCGGUCGUCUGGUCAACGCCAGCUGGGAACCAGACGCGCGGUUCGGCUCGGUGGUCCGGUGCGACCAGACCCGCCGCAGCAGCGUGCGGCUGGAUCCGGUGCCGUACGCCGCCCGGGGCCCGCUGGCCGUGAACCUGUGGCUCCGGACCAGCCGCCAGGACCUGCAGCCGGAGGGCGGUGGCAGUAGCAGUAGCGGUGGCGGCAGUAGCAGUAGCAGCAUCUUCCAGUACGUGUUUAGCCACAUGGCGGCGGGGCCCUUCCAGAGCUUCGGGCCCAACCAGAUCCACCUCUACAUCCCCGAGGCCGGCUCGCCCCUGUACGGCGUGUCGGUGCGGGCCAUAGCGCGCGACGCCGGGGACGGCUACGGCGGGCGGCGCAGUGAGGUGUGGCUGGACAGCGACGGCAGCGUGGGCAACGACCAGCCGCGCAGCAACGCCCCCCGCGAUGACGGAGUGGACAUCGCGGACGGCGCCUGGCACAUGGUCACACUCACCACCGGCUGGUCCUCCCCCGGCUACAGCCUGUAUGUGGACGGCCUGCUGCGCGGCGAGCUACGGCCCGACCCCACCACCUCGGCAGUAGCAGCCGGGGGCGGGGGAGGGGGAGGAGGUGCUACUGCUCGGCGCGACACCACCAACCCGGAUGACACGAUCGUGGACGUGACUGGCGGCGGCCCCGCGCAGCUGAGCGGCCCCAUCACGUUGUGCGGCCGCGCGGACGGCGACCCGGGCCGCCACUUCAGCGGCUGGGUGGCGGCACUCAGCCUGUGGGACGGAGCGCUGGCGGGCUGGCAGGUGGCUGCGCUGUACGACACCUACCAGCGCCAGGCGGUGCUGCUGCCGGCGGGGCAGGUGGUGCCGGGCGGCGGCUACCUGGCUGCCCUCACCGUGUCGGGCCAGCCGUGUGUGUUCCCGGUGCCGUACGGCGGCCGCAACCUGUACGGCUGUGUGGCGCUGGACGGACUGGUCAGCUGCCCCGUGCAGGGCGGGCGGUGGUCCGCCUGCGCCUUCGCCGCCACCGGCCCCGCCGCCUCCCUGCCCCUCACCCCUGGCGCCGCCGUAGACAACAGCGGCGGUGGCAACACCAACACCAACACUACUGCCGGCAGCGGCAGCAGCAGCAGCGAUAACAGCAGCGGCAGCAGCGGCAGCGGCAACGGCACUGCUACUGCCGACGACACGGCGGGUGACAGUGACAUGCUACAGCCGGUCCAGCUGGUGGAGUUAUCGGGGUGGGCGGUGUCGGACGGGGCAAUGCUGGGGCCGGCGGGGGGCGCACUGCCGCGCCUGACGCUGGGAGGACAGCUGUGUGUGUUGCCGUUUCUGGCUCCCUCCCGCCCCGGCGCGCCGCCCACCCGCCAGUUCGACUGCCUGCGACUGGACGGCCCCGCGGGACCCGAGCUGUGCCCCACACAGGUCUCCACCCUGCGCGGCAGUAGCAGCGGCAGCGGCAGCGGCAGUGGUGGUGCUACUGCCGACACGGACACCGACCCUAACGCGGCCACAGACGACGGCCAGACGGACGCAGUGCCAGGCGACACGUCGGCGGCACUGGUGGGGGCGCCCGUGGCGGUGGUGGGACCCGGCGGCAGUAGCAUCAGCAGCGGCAGUAGCAGUGGCAGUAGCAGCGCUAAUGCUACGACAGCCGGCAACAGCGACGACUAUGACAGCAGUAGUAGCAGUGACGGCAGUGGCGGCGGUGACGGCGUUAGGCUGCUGGAGUGCGCGCCGGUGGUGGCUCGGCCGGUGGAGGCCACCACAUGCCGCGACGAGGCGGCGGCGGCGGCGCGGGCGGCGGCGGGACUGCCGGUGCGCAACUUCACGCGCUGCAUCAACACACUGGGUAUCGACGCCUGCCGUGUGGAUUUCGACGCCUCCGGCCCCGGCGGGGGUGACGGCGUGUGGGUGGUGUGCCCGCCCGCCCCCCGCACCGCCACCAGCGGCCAGGCCUGUGCGGUGCCCUUCACACUGGGCGCCCAGCUGCGCAGCGACUGCGUGGUGCCGACAGCAGCCAACGGCAGUAGCAGCAGCGGCAGCGGCAGUAGCAGCAGUAGCAGUGGCAGUAGCAGCAGCAGGGAGGUGUGCAUGGUCAAGGUGGACAGCGGCGACGUGGGCAGUAGCAGCAGCAGUAGCUCCGGGGGCGGCGGCAGUAGCGGUGGUGGCAGUAGCAGCAACACCACAGCUGAUGACGCCAGCAGCAGCACUGAUGACUACAACCAGCAGCCGCCGGCGAUGCAGCUGGCGGAGUGCCUGCCGGUCUACUCGCCGCCGCCCACACUACAGCCCAGGACCCCCAUCCGGUUCACGCUGGACCGGCAGCGCUGUGUGGCGCCCGGCCCCGGCGCCCUGUCCGAGUGCCUGGACUACGGCGCGCAGGCUGUAGCAGCGGCGGCGGCAGUAGCAGGAGGGAUUGGUGCGGCUGCUGCUAAUGCUACUGCCGCGGACGCGGACACGGCGGCGGGGCCGCAGCAGGCGGCGGCGCUGCAGGCGUUGGCGGCGGCGGCGGGCGUGCCGGCGGCGGCGGCGGCGGGCGCGGAGGGGGAUGCGGCGUCACUGGUCGGGCGGUACAGCUGUGAGGUGGAGAGCGGGGCGCUGCUGGAGUGCGCGCCAGUGGAGCGGCAGACGCUGACUGCGGCGGCGCCACUGGCCUCGCCUGCUGGGGCGGACGACACCAACGCCGGAGACAGCGGCAGCAGCAGCGGCAGCAGCAGUGGCAGUGGUGAUAGCGACAACAGCAGCAGUAGCAGCAGUAGCAACACCACCGCCGAUGACAGUAGUGGCGGGAGCGGGGGCGAGGCGUGUGUGUUCCCCUUCUUCUUCCGCGGCCGCAACCGCACCGACUGCGUGUGGGUGGGCGGCGUGGAGGCGUGCAAGGUGUCGGGCGGCGGCUGGGCGGAGUGCAGUCCGCUGCACCGCAGCCUCUUCCCGCAGCCGCCCGCCAACGCCUCCGUCACGCCGCGACAUACCGUCAGCGGCGCCCCCUGCGCCCUGCCCUUCUUCUACAGGGGCCAGCUGCAGUGGGACUGUGUGGGCGGUGGCAUCGACCCGGGCUUCUGCCGCAGCACCGGCGCCGGCGGCGGCUGGGAGCAGUGCAUGCCUCGCGCCCAGGGCGGCCGCCCGCGCACCACCAUCACCGGACAGCCCUGCCAGCUGCCCUUCUUCCCGCCCGACCAACUGGCGGCGGCGAGGCAGGCGGCGGCGGCGGCGCUGGCGGCGGCCGCAGCCAACCUGUCGCCCGCCGCCGCCGCUUCCGGCAGCAAUGCCACAGAGGCGGCGGCGGCGGCGGCGGCGGCGGCGGCGGCUCCGCCGCCGCCGGUGCUGCCUCAGCCCGCGUACGACUGUGUGGGUGCGGGCGCGGGGUCGUGUCUGAACCCGCAGGGGCGGAUGGAGCCGUGUGCGCCGCGGCCGCGGGUGACGGCGCUGCUGCUGUCCGCACCGCUAGGUGGCGGCGGCGGCGGCGGCGGCGGGGGUGGCGGCGGUGGGGGAGACGUGGAGCUGGGCGGCGGCAACGGCAGUAGCGGCAGUAGUGGCGGCGCCAUGCAGCAGCUGGGUCAGGGGCCGCCGUGUCAGCUGCCCUUCACCUACGACAACACGACCUACUACGACUGCUUCACUCCGCCACCCGAGGUCGCCGCCGCCGCCCUGGCCGCCAUGCAGCAGCGCCAGCCCGUGCCCACAGCAGGAGGCGGCAGUAGCACUGACAGCAGCGGCAGUAGCAGCAGUGGCGGCUACGGCAGUAGCAGUGACCUGCUGACCAGCUUCUGCUCCCCCGCCCCUGUGGCACUGUCGCCCUCGGAGCUACUGCCGUGCCUGCCGCUUGACCCCUCCCUGGAGCAGCAGCAGCAGCAGGGCGGGAACGGCAGCAGCACGGCAGGGACAGUGCCCGCGUUUGGGGCUGUAGCAGCGGACAGCAGCAACGGCAGUAGCGGUGGCAACAUGUCAACGGUCGGACCGGGGGCGCCGCUACUGCCGGCAGCUGCCAUCGCUGCCGACGGCACUCCCGCCGUUGCGGCCCCUGCGCCUGCUACUGCCACUCCCGGGGUUGCGGGUGUGGACCCGCAGGACAACAUGCAGGCGGGCGGCGGCGGCGGCGGCGGGCGGGACCCAGCGGCGGCACAGCGGCGCCGCGACCUCGGGUUGGGGCUGGGGCUGGGUGUGGGACUGCCGUGCCUGCUGCUGCUGGUGGCAGGCGUUGCCUCGCUGCGCAAGCGCUGGGCGAGGAGGCACGUGCGCCAGGUGAUGCGCGAGGCACGCAUGGACGCCUACCACUCCUCCGCAUCCUCCGCCUCCUCCUUCUACCCGCACUCCCCCGGCUCGUCCGCCGCCGCAGCCGCCGCGCCGCUGCACGCCGGGCUGGGACGGCUGCCCACCCCCGCACCCACAGCCACAGGCGGCAGCAGCGCCCGCAGCAGUGCCGCCGCAGGCCCGGUUGCUCUACCAUCUGCGCGGGGCGGUGGCGGCGGCGGCGGUGGGGGAGGCGGUGUGACACAGGCCCCCGGCAGCGGCCUCCACCCCACAACCCUGGCCGCGCCCUCCGCCGCCCCCUCCGCCUCCGCCUACUCCCACUACUACUCGGCCAGCGGCCGCACAGGCGGCCCCACAGGCGGCAGCGGCGGCACGUCCGGCCCGUACGGCGCCAGCGGCAGCGGCCCCACAGGCGGCUCUAACAACAACGGCGGCGGCGGCAGUGUGGAGCUGAUGCGCACCGCCUCCUCCCUCUCCCCUUCCACCCCCUCGGCCUCUGCGGCCCCCUCCGCCGCCCCGCUGCCGCCUCCGCCCACCCGGCCCCGCGAGGCGCUGCAGCACCAGGACCAGCCCCUGCUGCCAGCACACUCACUGCCCAGCAGCACACGCGCAGCCAGCAGCGGCGGCGGCGCAGCCGCCAGCAGUGCGCCCUCCGCCGCCGCCGCCGCCCCCGCCUCCUCCUCCUCCUACUCCAUGCUGCCCCAGUUCAGCCUGGCCUCCCUGCAUUCCGCCGCCUCCUCCUUCCUCACCGCACCCAGUGGAGGGCAGCCGCCCGGCCCCGCCUCGUCCGCCGCCGCCGGCGCCACAGGCGGCAGUAGCAGUGGCAGUGGGCUGCAGCCGGCCGGCAGUAGCGGGCUGCUACUGCGGCCCUCGCGGCCGCCGCCGCCGCCACCCUUCCCGCGGGAGGGCGGCGGCAACGCCUUCGCGGCCACUGGCCCGCCCGCGCCGCCGCCAGCAGCAGGGGCGGCGGCGGCGGCGGGUCAGCAGCAGCAGCAGCAGCUGGGCUCUGGCGGCGUCGGAGGCGUCGGCACCAGCGGCGGCGCGGGUGCAGGGCGCGGCCCUGCCUCGGCGCUACUGUGACCGAGGUAAAGGAAUGUCAUUAUGUGCGGCAUUGGAAGACACCAAACGAGGAGGGUCCGAUCAGCACCGCGACCGCACGACGAUCAGCAGUGUGAGGUGUGGGCAGCGGGUGACGCGGACCGCCUUGGUUGCAUGCUCGGGACAUGUAGCUGAUUGCAUGCCGGCCGCGGUCUUGACAUGCAGGGGCUGUGGCGGGCAGUAGGGGCCGGUGGCGAGCUGCUGGUUGUUGUUGCCUUAAGAGAUGACCUGCUUCUAAGGGUACAGACCCCACGUGGGCACCCGCCCCUGACGUAGACGCGGCUGGGCUAGGCACAGGCGGGGGGCGGGCAGCAGAGGCAGGGUGCUGGAGGGGGCCGGACGGAGUGAGAGGUUGCGUUGCAGGUCGGGUGUCAAAUCGGCACCAGGCACGUGUGGAGGUCCACGGAGGAUAAACGUGCGGCUGUAUACAUUGUGUGGGUGAGGGUAGUGCGCCAGUCAUGCUGGAGAGCUGCAGUGUGUAUGUUCAUGUGGUUUGGCUUCAGUGGCCGUAGACCCGGGC
Molecule: messenger RNA, 8893 nt
Organism: Chlamydomonas reinhardtii
Lineage: Eukaryota; Viridiplantae; Chlorophyta; Chlorophyceae; Chlamydomonadales; Chlamydomonadaceae
Exons: 28
Coding region: 196-8355 (2719 amino acids)
Source: RefSeq, a predicted model, not a curated record